Messenger RNA from Sugiyamaella lignohabitans, 1905 nucleotides. RefSeq lists its product as uncharacterized. The coding region runs from base 1 to 1905 and encodes 634 amino acids. Gene Ontology annotation, cellular component: RNA polymerase II transcription regulator complex. Lineage: Eukaryota; Fungi; Ascomycota; Dipodascomycetes; Dipodascales; Trichomonascaceae. Gene Ontology annotation, biological process: positive regulation of transcription by RNA polymerase II. The record is from RefSeq and is a predicted model, not a curated record. The transcript has a single exon. Gene Ontology annotation, molecular function: DNA-binding transcription factor activity; protein dimerization activity.
AUGCAAGUAAAUGAUAGUUUUGACGACGAGCUAGGAUUCCCAAAUGAUUUUGACGCGGCUUUUUCAUUUUUCUCAUCGGAUUUAGUUAAUUUAAGCGGUGCUGACGAUGAGAAUGAUGGCCAUGAACCGCCUAAUAUAGAACCUGCUGGCCCUGUAGACAGGAUUCCCAGUCGUCGUGGUUCGUCGGCAACUCUUGCAGGAAAUGACCAGAUAAAUUCAUCUCCAGGGAAAAAGAGGUCUAAACAAGCAUCCAAGCCUCUUUUAAAUGAACAGGAAUCAUCGGCAUUUGCCACCUUUCUAGAAAAUAUGCUUGAGGACCCCAAUUUUUUAUUUGACCCAAAAUUGAGUGCUGACCUUCCUCAGCCCCAGUUGAGUGAAUGGGACACCUUAGAACAAGAAAUGAACGCUGCUGCCGAUGCGGUGGAACGAAGUAUUGCUGGUAAAAGUGACCUCGAGUCGAGUCAAUCAAUGCCAACUGUGACGGCGGCAACUGGCCUUGGCCUGACUUUGCGCACUGCAAAUCGAAGUCAUCCAGCGGGGCUGGAUACUGAACCACGGCCAGCAACACAUUCUCACUCGCGCGGCAUAGGUCAGAAUUCUACAAAUGCUGAAUAUAAGUUACGGCUCCCUCUAAGAGCGUAUAAUCUUAGCUUUGGUGGAAGUCCAGACAAUUCUUCCGACUCUGGCCACGAUGGUGAUAGCCAAACAAAGUCUCUAUUAGUCCCACCUUUAACGGCCUCACCGUCAACAUCUGUUUCUUCGGUGUCUUUAGAUGUGUCUACAGCGAUCCUACCUUCGACGGCACCUCUAAUAUCUGUUCCUAAACCGGAUUCCACUAAUGGUUCUGCUUAUGGAUUGUCGUUGCGACCCCUUCAAGAACGGUCGCCGAAAGAUGUACGACCUGAUCGCAACCUCAUUAUUGAUAAUAGUCAACUAACACAUCAGAAGCUGCUUCAUCAUCGCCCAGCGUCUGAGUCCACGGCCACGCAGUAUUCACAGCUUAUCAAUCAACCACUAGCAGUUGAACAAAAUGAACAACAACAGCAACAGCAACAACAACAGCUAGUCAGGUUGACUGCAACCCCACAAUCUCAGGCCACGUAUUCUGUUUCGCGACAACAGUCAUAUUCAUACACAUAUCCUCAACCACAGCAGCAGCAGCUGCAGCAGCAUCAUCAUUCACAGUCACAGCCACAACCACAGCCACCUGUCUUAUAUACCCAAGGUACACAACAGUAUUCUCGAAUUUCCCAGCCACAAGGAGGCCAAUAUCAACAAUACUCUACACAGAAUCAAUCCCCUCUACUACCCGUACCACGACAAGUUUCUAACAUCUCUGAAUCCAAUCAACUAGUACCUAUACAACCCCGUCCUCACUUGGUUAAUAAUACGACGCGGGCUGUGCUUUUACAUGACCCCAUUCUUCAGCAGGAGCUGCAGUACCCCAGACAAGAGCUGGAUAUCAUUGCUCGUUCCCCUGCUGUUAUAGAAGGACCUGUUCCUAGACCUAUCUCACCGUUGGCUUUUGGUACGUCAGCUGAGGCUUUUGCUAGUGAUACGCCUCAUUCAGACAAUUCAUCACUUUCACCAUCACAGAGUGAAGACUCCAAACGAAAGAAAAGGCGGAGGCAACAACUCUCUGAAGAUCAGAAAAGACGUAAUCACAUGUCCAGUGAGCGCAAACGACGAGAUCUCAUCAAGCAGCAUUUCGAUCGUUUGUUCGAGCUAGUACCAUCGCUUUCUGAUCAAUCUCCUCUCAAAGCUGGUAGCAGUAAAUCCAUCGUUCUCAGCUCUGUUUAUGAUCAUAUGACUUAUCUUGUGAACCGAAACAAAAGUCUGCGUGCUCUACUUGCAGCUAAAGGUAUUAGUUGUGCUAGUAUAGUUGACUCUACCCGGGUUAUAUAG